UUCCACGCCCUUAUAAAGAAUGUUUCGUUCUUCUUCCUAAUCGACGUGGGAUCUCACACCUUCUCUCGACUCUCAAAUGCCACAAGAAACCUCAUUAUGAUGCCAAUUUCUUCUUUAUAUCAGAGCUCUCUAAGUGUUCUUUCUCUGCUGCAAUUCAGUGAUGCCUUCUGUUCUUUCAAACCAUGGCUGCUUCUAUGCCUUUAGAGCAUGCUUGGCUGUGCCAAAGGGACUUCAGAAAUUGGCCCUGUAAUCAACUACAACAGCCUCCGCAGGUAAAACGAGCCCGGUUCUCACCCGCGCGGUUGUUCGUAUUUCAUUUUCUUCUUCCAAGUCAAUCCCUUCUUAGAAAACACUCGCUGUGUCACUCAAAUCUCCCUCAACACCAAGAAUUUGUUAUGUUUUCAGGUCGAUAAGAGGUUCGGCUUCCUUCUCUCCACCUUUUAGCAUUAUGGGCUCCUCAAAAAACAAAGAAAAGAAAUUAGGUCAUCUUUUCCGAGAGAAGCCGUCUUCUCACAGGCCAACAGUCUGAUACUUCUAGUCAACUGCUUUAUAACAGGCUUCUCCGUUCUUGAGCUCUACUCGCUCGUAUACACUCCAAUCCUGCAAGUAAUAAUGAUUUACAUAUGUGUGUAUGCAAGACCGCUCCUGUAGUUUAAGGCAGAUACCAGGAGAACUUAUCGAACGAGAUUAGAAUAAAGUGAUCUGGUGAUUUUACACUUUUGGAUGUACGAGAUGGGGAAUGAUCUAAACCAAGAGCUAUCAAAGACAACAAGCAUACUUGGUCUAAAGGUAUGGGAAGUCAUUGGAAUUGGAGUAGGACUAUUCAUAAUCUCAAUCCUUUGCAUACUCUCAUUCUUUUUAACCUCAAGCAACAAGAACUCAAGAACAUCAUCAUCAGCAGCCAACGCCAACACCAACACCUUAUGUCCUCUAACACAAAUCCCAUCACAUUCAAAGGACAUAAAGGCAGUUCAUAUCACCACUUACAGCACUGAAUCAGGAUCAUCAUUUCCUCCAUUGAGCUAUGGCUAUGGAUCACAAUCAGGGGAUGAAGGCAGCUCUGGCACCGUCACGACGACGACAAUGAACCGACGUUCGACGUCGCCACUGUCGGGUCUGCUAGAGAUGUCGCGAUUGGGAUGGGGGUAUUGGUUUACAUUGAGGGAGCUGGAUUUGGCUACUAAUUUGUUCUCAGAAGAGAAUUUGAUUGGAGAAGGAGGGUAUGGAGUUGUGUAUAAAGGGAGGUUGUUGAAUGGGAUAUCAGUGGCUGUUAAGAAGAUUUUUAAUGGACAAGGCCAAGCUGAGAUGGAAUUUAGAGUGGAAGUUGAGGCAAUUGGGCAUGUUAGGCAUAAGAAUCUUGUUCGUCUUUUGGGGUACUGCAUCGAAGGGACUGAUCGGAUGCUGGUGUAUGAGUACAUAAACAAUGGAAGCUUAGAGCUAUGGCUACAUGAAGGAAUGGGAGAGAAUAGAUACCUUACAUGGGAGGCUCGAAUGAAGAUCAUGUUGGGGACAGCCAAAGGGCUUGCAUACUUGCACGAAGCCAUUGAGCCAAAGGUGGUGCAUCGAGACAUCAAAGCUAGCAACAUACUAAUAGAUGAAAACUUCAAUGCCAAAGUAUCCGACUUCGGGUUGGCAAAGUUGAUGGAGGUCGGAAAGACUCAUGUUACGACUCGAGUUAUGGGGACAUUUGGGUAUGUGGCUCCCGAGUAUGCGAAUACUGGACUUUUGAAUGAGAAGAGCGAUGUGUAUAGCUUUGGAGUUGUAUUGGUGGAAACAAUCACAGGAAGAGAUCCUGUUGACUAUGGACGUCCGCCCAAACAGGUAAACGUGGUGGAUUGGCUGAAAAUGAUGAUCGGAAGUAAACGAUGUGAAGAAGUGGUGGAUCCAAAAAUAGGGAUCGAAGGAAGGCCAUCCACAAGAGGGUUGAAAAGAGUUCUAUUGGUUGCAUUGAGGUGUGUGGAUCCAGAUUACGAGAAGAGACCAAAGAUGAGCCAAGUUGUUCGGAUGCUCGAAUCUCAAGAUAGUUCUUCUCAUACACGUUCAAAACAGUAGUCACAUUCACAUUAUUGGUAUAUAUAAUAUGUACGUAAGUAUGUUUUUUUUUUCCUGUAACUAUUUCAAUUCAAUUCACUUCGAGGAAAGAUUUCAAUCGAGGACGUGGGUCGUCACUAAUAAUAACAAUGAAAGAGCUAUACGCAACAAGAAUGGAGCACUGUAGGCUGCAAAAUUAUGUUCGAGUUUAAUGUUUGUGAAAUCAAUCGACCAGAGUUCCAAACUCGACGAUGAUGUUAGCAUUGGGUAGUUGAUUAGGGUUUCAUCUCUAAUAAUGUUUUUUCUUAAGUACGAUGUUAGCAUUGUGUAGUCGAUUAGAGUUCAUCUUUAGUAAUAAUUUUCUUUUCAGGUCGUCGUAAUUUUUUUUUUU
Molecule: messenger RNA, 2422 nt
Organism: Cucurbita moschata (crookneck pumpkin)
Lineage: Eukaryota; Viridiplantae; Streptophyta; Magnoliopsida; Cucurbitales; Cucurbitaceae
Product: probable receptor-like protein kinase At2g42960
Exons: 6
Coding region: 724-2052 (442 amino acids)
Biological process (GO): protein phosphorylation
Molecular function (GO): ATP binding; protein kinase activity
Source: RefSeq, a predicted model, not a curated record